CGCGGGCGGCCGGCAGCGCUAGCAGGCGCGGCGCGGCGCGGCUCCGGGCAUGAAGCUGGGCCGGGCGGCGCUGGGCCUGCUGCUGCUGGCGCCGUGGGCGGUGCGGGCGGUGGAGCCCAUCAGCCUGGGGCUGGCCCUGGCUGGCGUCCUCACCGGCUACAUCUCCUACCCGCGCCUCUACUGCCUCUUCGCCGAGUGCUGCAGCCAGAAGCAGAGUCUCAGCCGGGCGGCGCUGCAGAAGGAUCUGGACAGCAAGCUGUUCGGACAGCACCUCGCCAAGAAGGUCAUCGUAAAUGCCGUGUCUGGCUUCAUAAGCAACCCGAAGCCCAAGAAACCCCUCACCCUCUCCCUGCACGGGUGGACGGGCACCGGCAAAAAUUUUGUCAGCAAGAUCAUCGCAGAGAACAUUUAUGAGGGGGGCCUGAACAGUGACUACGUCCACCUGUUUGUGGCCACGCUGCACUUUCCGCACGCCUCCAACGUCACCCUGUAUAAGGACCAGUUACAGCUGUGGAUCCGCGGCAAUGUGAGCGCCUGCGCGAGGUCCAUCUUCAUAUUCGAUGAAAUGGACAAGAUGCACGCCGGCCUCAUUGACGCCAUCAAGCCUUUCCUCGACUACUACGAGCUGGUGGACCGCAUCUCCUACCAGAGAGCCAUCUUCAUCUUCCUCAGCAAUGCGGGAGCAGAAAGGAUCACAGAUGUGGCUUUAGAUUUCUGGAGAAGGGGAAAACAGAGGGAAGAAAUCAAGCUCAAGGACAUGGAGCACGCCUUGUCCGUGUCGGUCUUCAACAACAAGAACAGUGGCUUCUGGCACAGCAGCUUAAUUGACCGAAAUCUCAUCGACUAUUUUGUUCCCUUCCUCCCCCUGGAAUACAAACACCUGAAGAUGUGCAUCCGCGUGGAGAUGCAGGCCCGAGGCUAUGAAAUUGAUGAGGACAUUGUCACCAGAGUAGCCGAGGAGAUGACAUUUUUCCAAGAGGAGAGAAUUUUCUCUGAUAAAGGCUGCAAAACCGUGUUCACAAAGUUAGAUUAUUACUACGACGACUGAAUCGCUGCUCAUCGAGGAAACAAGACCUGACCCCGGCCUUCCCCCGUAAGAGCAACAUGGAUUUGUCCUGUUUGACAGGAGCUAGCCUCGGGGUGCUGAGCCCGCAGCUGGCAGACCCUGCGGCUGUGGGCUCGGCCCGAACUUUCGGAGGAAGCAUUCAACACGCAGCCCCCUAGUAUUAGGGCUCAUGAUUUUUUAAAAAUCAUGUUUUAAUUUCACGUUUCUGUUUCAAGGAAGGAUAAAUAAGUUUUACUAAAAAAAUGUAAUGACUUUAUUUUAAAUGGUUUUUAAUAUUAUGAGAAACUUCUGACUCUCAGGU
Messenger RNA from Talpa occidentalis (Iberian mole), 1367 nucleotides. It is a transcript of the gene TOR1A, whose product is annotated as torsin family 1 member A. Gene Ontology annotation, biological process: nuclear membrane organization; protein localization to nucleus. NCBI's taxonomy places the organism in Eukaryota, Metazoa, Chordata, Mammalia, Eulipotyphla, Talpidae. Gene Ontology annotation, molecular function: kinesin binding; ATP binding; ATP hydrolysis activity. The record is from RefSeq and is a predicted model, not a curated record. Gene Ontology annotation, cellular component: endoplasmic reticulum lumen; nuclear envelope; endoplasmic reticulum.